AUGACCAAAGAAGCGACCAGGGCGUUUCGAUCACACCUGCCUAGACAUUCGUAUGCUCGUGCGUUGGCGAAUCGUAUCGUUCGACCGAUCGAUAGGCGUAAUCACGUGAUAGAGCGCAAUGCGCUGAUCGCAGGCAUAUGGGCCAUGGACAAGUGCGAUCAGGCUGGAACCAAUUCUGGACGUAUGGUUCAGACGCUGUGA
Molecule: messenger RNA, 201 nt
Organism: Soboliphyme baturini
Lineage: Eukaryota; Metazoa; Nematoda; Enoplea; Dioctophymatida; Soboliphymatidae
Source: the annotation of a GenBank genome assembly